This is a messenger RNA of Tachyglossus aculeatus (Australian echidna), 1032 nucleotides long. It is a transcript of the gene CENPK, whose product is annotated as centromere protein K. The transcript has 11 exons. NCBI's taxonomy places the organism in Eukaryota, Metazoa, Chordata, Mammalia, Monotremata, Tachyglossidae. The record is from RefSeq and is a predicted model, not a curated record. The coding region runs from base 69 to 944 and encodes 291 amino acids. Gene Ontology annotation, cellular component: nucleus. Gene Ontology annotation, biological process: mitotic sister chromatid segregation; kinetochore assembly.
CGGUUCGGCUUCGGCUCGGCUCCGUCCCGGCCCUCGUGAGCGUCGGAAAAGCCUCCUGCUGCUCCGCCAUGGAGCAACAAGAAGAACUAUUGAAGGGGGCCGAGAGGCUAGCGAAACGCAUGUCGGUCUACCAGCAGGAGCUGGCCCCGGACAUCACCGCAAACGCCAAAUAUGCCGCGGAUGCCAAGGAGGCCCUGAUCAACGAGUGUGAGGAACUCUGGAAACAGAUGGAAGAAUGUCAGAAUAAGUUAAGCUCCCUUGGACCCGAAACUCUCACCGAUUCAGAUGCUCAGCUCUCAUUAUUAAUUCUGCGAGUUAAAGGUCUGACCGCCGAACGCAAUCAAUGGCAGAAAAGGACUCCCGAAAUAGUCCCAAACAAUCAAGAUAUCCUCUCAGCCUUAGGGAAGGAAGAGCUGCAAAAGUUAGACCAGGAUCUUGAAAUGGUGCUGUCUGCAGUUCAGGCCCAGAACAUGAAGCUGAAGGAAGAUCUGAGGAGAGAGCAGCAGUGGCUGAAUGAGCAGGAGCAGCUAGUAGAGUCUCUUAAGGUGGCACACGAUGAGCUGAAAACCCAAGAGGUUCACUUUUCGGAACAAAGAGCCGUUCGGGAACUGAAAAGUAAGAUGAUUAAAAUCAAAGCGUAUAAGGAGGAACUACUGAGCGCCUUGGGCGAAUUUCUGGACAAUCACUUCCCUCUCCCUGAAGAAGAUGAAAAUGUCAAAAAGAAGAAAAAGAAAAAGCUUGCAGAACCAACCGUACAGCUAAUAACGCUGCAUGAAAUUUUAGAGAUUCUCAUAAGCAAAUUACUGACCACCCCGCACGAGCCGUACGUGGCAAUUGCCGAGUCCUUUUGGCCCCCUUACAUCGAGCUGCUGCUGCGGAGUGGGAUUGCGCUGAGGCACCCGGAGGAUCCUAAUCGAAUUCGCUUAGAAGCCUUCCACCAGUGAAAAGGCCCCCGUGCCCACUUUCCGCAGAGCACCUGGGAACUGGGCUGCCUUGCUGUGAGGAGACCCCCGGCCCAAACACCGUCCUGGA